Messenger RNA from Puma concolor (puma), 1782 nucleotides. The record is from RefSeq and is a predicted model, not a curated record. NCBI's taxonomy places the organism in Eukaryota, Metazoa, Chordata, Mammalia, Carnivora, Felidae.
AUGGAUAGAAUGACAGAAGAUGCUCUUCGCCUGAACCUGUUGAAGCGGAGCUUGGACCCGGCAGAUGAGCGAGACGAUGUCCUGGCUAAGCGACUCAAAAUGGAGGGGCACGAGGCCAUGGAACGCCUGAAGAUGCUGGCGCUGCUCAAACGGAAGGAUCUGGCGAAUCUCGAUGUGCCACAUGAGUUGCCCACCAAACAGGAUGGCAGUGGUGUCAAGGGCUAUGAAGAGAAACUCAAUGGGAAUCUCAGGCCUCACGGCGACACCAGGACUGCUGGAAGGCCAGGCAAAGAAAACAUCAGCGAUGAGCCUGUGGAUAUGAGUGCCAGGCGGAGUGAGCCAGACCGUGGGAGGCUGACUCCCUCCCCAGACAUCAUUGUUUUAUCUGAUAAUGAGGCUUCCAGUCCCCGCUCCAGCUCCCGAAUGGAAGAAAGACUCAAAGCAGCCAACCUAGAGAUGUUCAAGGGGAAAGGCAUUGAGGAGCGGCAGCAGCUCAUCAAGCAGCUGAGGGAUGAGCUGCGAUUGGAAGAAGCCCGGCUGGUGCUGCUGAAGAAGCUGAGGCAGAGCCAGCUCCAGAAGGAGAACGUAGUCCAGAAGACCCCGGUUGUGCAGAACGCGGCGUCCAUCGUGCAGCCAUCUCCUGCGCAUGGGGGACAGCAGGGCCUGUCCAAGCUUCCCUCCCGGCCUGGGGCCCAAGGGGUGGAACCACAGAGUCUGAGAACAUUACAGGGUCACAGUGUCAUCCGCUCCGCGACCAGUACCACCCUCCCACAUAUGUUGAUGUCCCAACGUGUUAUUGCACCAAACCCAGCCCAGCUACAGGGUCAACGGGGCCCACCUAAGCCUGGCCUUGUACGCACCACAACACCCAACAUGAAUCCUGCCAUCAAUUACCAACCGCAGUCGAGUUCUUCUGUUCCCUGCCAGCGCACAACAUCCUCUGCCAUCUAUAUGAACCUCGCCUCCCACAUGCAGCCGGGGACUGUGAACAGGGUGUCCUCACCCCUGCCGAGCCCCAGCGCCAUGACCGAUGCCGCCAACUCCCAGGCUGCCGCCAAACUGGCUCUUCGCAAACAGCUGGAAAAGACCCUCCUGGAGAUUCCGCCGCCUAAACCUCCUGCUCCCCUGCUUCACUUCCUGCCUAGCGCGGCCAAUAGCGAGUUCAUCUACAUGGUGGGCUUGGAAGAAGUCGUACAGAGUGUCAUCGACAGCCAAGGCAAAAGCUGUGCCUCACUCCUGCGGGUCGAACCCUUUGUUUGCGCCCAGUGCCGCACAGAUUUCACCCCUCACUGGAAGCAAGAGAAGAAUGGUAAGAUUCUGUGUGAGCAGUGUAUGACCUCCAACCAGAAGAAGGCUCUAAAGGCCGAACACACCAACCGGCUGAAAAAUGCUUUUGUUAAAGCCCUACAGCAGGAACAGGAAAUCGAACAGCGACUACAGCAGCAGGCAGCCCUUUCCCCCACUGCGGCUCCGGCCGUGUCCAGUGUCAGUAAACAAGAGACCAUCAUGAGACAUCAUACGCUUCGGCAGGCUCCACAGCCCCAGAGCGGCCUCCAGCGCGGCAUACCCACAUCUGCCCGUUCCAUGCUCUCCAACUUCGCGCAGGCGCCCCAGCUGUCUGUGCCUGGUGGCCUCCUUGGGAUGCCAGGUGUCAACAUUGCAUACUUGAACACCGGCAUCGGAGGACACAAAGCUCCCAGUUUGGCAGACAGACAGCGGGAGUACCUUUUAGACAUGAUCCCUCCCCGGUCUAUAGCGCAGUCCAUCAGCGGGCAGAAAUAA